Messenger RNA from Lachancea meyersii CBS 8951, 1218 nucleotides. The record is from the annotation of a GenBank genome assembly. NCBI's taxonomy places the organism in Eukaryota, Fungi, Ascomycota, Saccharomycetes, Saccharomycetales, Saccharomycetaceae.
AUGUAUAAUAGAAAAUUAGAAAGUCGGGAACAGAGUGGUCCACGAAUCAAUGAUUACCAGGUACUAGAGGAAAUUGGACGAGGUUCGUUCGGGUCUGUCCGAAAAGUGGUGCAUUUACCCUCGAACAAAGUUCUUGUUCGCAAAGAAAUUCAGUAUGGACAUAUGAACUCGAAAGAGCGUCAACAGCUAAUUACCGAAUGUGCUAUUUUGAGCCAAUUGAAGCAUGAAAACAUUGUGGAGUUCUACGAAUGGGACUCAGACAAAAAUGUACUAUAUUUCUACAUGGAGUAUUGUAGUAAUGGUGACCUCUCUCAAAUGAUCAGCAACUUCAAAAAGGAGCGCAAGUACAUCCCUGAGAAGUUGGUGUGGAGAAUCAUGGUGCAAAUUCUCACUGCUUUAUAUCGUUGUCACUACGGAACUGAUCUAGUUCCUUUAGAAUCCAUCUACGAUAAAGUGAGACCCCCCGUAAAGGGGUCCAACGCUGUCAUUCACAGAGACUUGAAGCCCGGAAACAUCUUUUUAAGCACAGAAAAGGUCCCGGAUCCCUCAACAGCCUCGCAAACGCUAGAUUAUAACAAAGCGUUUGUAAAACUUGGAGACUUUGGCCUUGCCAAAUCCCUCGGAUCUAGCGUAGAAUUCGCAACUACCUAUGUUGGUACACCAUACUAUAUGUCACCCGAAGUCUUGAUGGAUCAGCCGUACUCACCACUGAGCGACAUCUGGUCUUUGGGGUGUGUGGUAUACGAAAUGUGUACCUUACGUCCGCCCUUUCAGGCGAAAACGUAUUCAGAUCUGCAGAGGCGAAUAAGAGCGGGAAGCUUUGAACGAAUACCCGAGUACUACUCUAAAGAGCUCCAACAGGUGAUCGAUUCUUGUAUCAACCCAGAUUUGCAGUCGCGCGCAUCUUCAUAUUCUCUGCUGCAAAACAUCCAACUUCGAAUUGCGCGCAAGUCGCUGCAACUAGAGAGAUUCGAAGACACAUUGCUAGAUUAUGAGAAGGAGCUCAUGAAUAUAGGUGACAUCUUAGAGCGACAAGCUGGAGAAUAUGAAGCCGAAAUGGCGGUGAUAAAAAAUCAAUACCGCAAAGAAUUCGACCAUGCUGUUGAGCAGCGAGUUAGGGAGAUUUUGAAUGGCAAGAAAGUUAGCGGCGUACCAGAUAUUAUGGUAGGUAAGAACCAACUCCAUAGACCAGAUUACCACUGGCGGGUAAAGGGUUGA